AUGUACAAACCGAAAUGGCUCGCAUCGGUUGGAUUUGAAAUCCAUUUGCAGCUUGCGACCAGAAAAAAACUCUUCAGCGGUGCAAAAAUAGGUGUUUUCGAAGCACCAAACACAUCUGUUGCUCCUUUUGACGUCUCGCUUCCUGGAUCUAUGCCGAUUCUAAAUCGGGAAGCUCUAAAUCUUGCUGUUCGAGGUGUCUUGGCACUGAAUUGCAAGGUUGCACCAGUUUGCCAAUUUGACAGAAAGCAUUACUUUUACCCAGACUUACCGGCUGGCUAUCAGAUUACUCAACAAGAUGUUCCAUUGGGAAAGGACGGAUUUGUAAAGCUUUCGAAGCAUUUGGACGAUGUUGAUGAUACCCUGGUACCAAUUCAACACGUACAACUGGAGCAAGAUACCGCAAAAUCUAUCCAUGCAGAUAGUGUUUCCAAAAUAUUGUUAGAUUUCAAUCGUGCAGGGUCACCAUUACUUGAAGUGGUUACGGCCCCUUGCUUACAUGAUGAGGUUACUGCCAGUUCAUUUUUACGGAAAAUUCAAUCAAUUAUGCGCCAUGCUCGUGUUUCUGAUGCCAAAAUGGAAACGGGCGGAAUGCGAUGCGAUGUAAAUGUCUCUAUUGCACCAAUUAUUCCAUCUUCCAGCGAGUCUUCAAAGGCAUCAAAAGUUGGACUAGAGCUUCCCAGAACAGAGUUAAAGAAUUUGUCAUCUGUUCGAAAUGUCGUGAAUGCAAUACGUUAUGAAGUACAGCGUCAGAUUUCCCUCGCAGAAAAGAAUGAAACCUGGACUACAGAAACAAGGGGUUUUGAUGAUAAAAAUGGAAAAACGUUCGCAUUACGCGACAAAAGUAUUUCAGAGGACUAUCUGUACAUGCCAGAAACAGAUAUUCCUCCUGUUACGAUAUCCAAGAAAUAUGUGAACGAAAUAAGCGAUGCAACGGGGCCUCUUCCUGAUGAUCUUUUUGUUAUGCUCACAUCUGAACCUUACUCUAUGCCCAUACGAGAUGCACGUAUUCUGUUAAACUUACCUUAUGGAUAUGAUUACUAUAGUACCGUUAGAGAUAUUAUCAGCCGUCAAGAUGGGCAAUCUAAAAAAGUCAUCGACGAGUCCUUACGUGCUUUACCAACAUGGAUUAUUACUGAUCUCGUAGGAAAGCUUCAUGAACACGAAAUAGAAGAAGACCUUUUCUACGUCCCUCCUAGUCAGUUUGCCGAUAUUGUUUGUUUCUGCUCUGCCAGAAAAGUUUCUCGUCUGACCGCAAAAGCACUCAUCAACCAUUUGGUCGUGACGCCUUCUGAUCAAUCUAUUGCUAACCUUAUUAAAGAGCUUAAGCUAAAUUUUAUUCAAGAUUCCAACACUUUAGAUGUACAGGUCGGGAAAAUUUUGGAAGCAUCUCCCAAGCAAGUUCAGGAAUUUUUGACUGGAAAACAAUCUCUGCUUAAAUAUUUUAUUGGGCAAGUAAUGCGACAAUUACGAGGCCGUGGUGAUCCUGUUGAAAUAGAAAAGUUGCUCAAACAGCGUCUGAGUGAAACUUUGAAAAAGUAA
Schizosaccharomyces osmophilus is the source of this 1539-nucleotide messenger RNA. It is a transcript of the gene gta2, whose product is annotated as mitochondrial glutamyl-tRNA amidotransferase beta subunit Gta2. The record is from RefSeq and is a predicted model, not a curated record. Lineage: Eukaryota; Fungi; Ascomycota; Schizosaccharomycetes; Schizosaccharomycetales; Schizosaccharomycetaceae. The coding region runs from base 1 to 1539 and encodes 512 amino acids. The transcript has 4 exons. Gene Ontology annotation, molecular function: glutaminyl-tRNA synthase (glutamine-hydrolyzing) activity. Gene Ontology annotation, biological process: glutaminyl-tRNAGln biosynthesis via transamidation; mitochondrial translation.